CCCCACAACAAUCAACAACACCAUGGAGUCCCUUCACUGGAUUGUUUGUCUCUUAGCCGGCGCAGUCCUCCUCAUCUCCACCCUCCUCCGGCACCGCCGCCGUAAGAACCUUUCAUUGCCGCCAGGGCCUAAACCCUGGCCCAUAAUCGGAAACCUAAACCUCAUUGGCCCCCUUCCCCACCACUCCAUCCACGAACUCACCCUUAAGUACGGACCCAUUAUGCAGCUGAAGUUCGGUUCUUUUCCUGUGGUGGUUGGCUCCACGGUCGAGAUGGCUAAGGUUUUCCUAAAGACCAUGGAUGCCAAUUUCGCCGGCCGACCAAAGCUUGCUGCAGGAAAGUACACCACCUACAAUUACUCCAACAUUAUAUGGUCCCCUUAUGGGUCAUAUUGGCAGCAGUUGCGUAAGAUGUGUCUCAUGGAGCUUUUCAGCCCCAGGCGGCUCAAUUCGUACGAGUUCAUCCGAGUCCAAGAGUUGAACAUGUUGCUUAUAGACCUAUUUAACUCAGCUGGAGCCCCGAUCACGCUCAAAGAUCAUUUGAGUACAUUGAGUUAUAAUAUUAUCAGCAGAAUGGUUCUUGGAAAAAGGUAUCUAGAUAAAGACGUAUCGGCAUCAGAAUUCAAAGAGAUGUUGGAGGAGUUGUUCUUGCUAAACGGGGUAUUCACUAUCGGAGAUUCAAUACCUUGGUUGUCCUUCUUGGAUUUGGACGGAUACAUCAAAAGAAUGAAGGUCGUGGCCAAGAAAUUCGACAAAUUCCUAGAGAACGUGAUUGACAAGCACAUCGCAAGGAAGUCCACCUACCAGGAAAAUUUGAUGACCAAGGACAUGUUGGAUGUGUUGUUGGAGUUGGCCAACAACUCGACUCUCGAGUACAAACUCGAAAGGCAUAACGUCAAAGCUUUGACUCAGGAUCUCUUAACCGGCGGAACCGAUUCCACGAGCAUCACUUUAGAAUGGGCAAUAUCAGAGAUGAUGAAAAACCCAAAGACCUUCAAGAAGGCGCACGAGGAGUUGGACCGUGUUAUCGGCCCCAACCGUUGGGUAAAAGAGAAGGACAUUCCAAAUCUUCCAUACAUAGAUGCUAUAACAAAAGAAACUAUGCGUAUGCAUCCCGUGGCUCCAAUGCUCGUACCGAGGGAGACUUUGGAGGAUUGCAUGGUUGCAGGCUACGACAUUCCUCGAGGAACUCGAGUCCUAGUGAGCGUGUGGAGCAUAAUGCGAGAUCCAACAUUGUGGGAUGAACCAAACCAGUUUAACCCAGAUAGGUUCAUUGGGAAGGUGAUUGACGUGAAAGGGCGUGAUUUUGAGCUUCUGCCAUUUGGGGCGGGUAGACGAAUUUGCCCUGGGUAUAAUUUAGGGCUAAAGGUGAUCCAGACUAGCCUAGCUAACCUAUUGCAUGGAUAUACAUGGAGUUUUCCUAAAGGAAUGAGCACGAAAGAUUUGAACAUGGAUGAGAUAUUUGGCCUUACAACUAAAAAGAAAAUCCCUCUAGAAGUCGUGGUUGAGCCUAGGCUUCCACAUAUUUUGUAUCAAAUGAUUGCAAACAAAUAAUUAAUAAUAGGGUUUCAGAGACGCAUCUAUAUAUAUAUUAUGGGAUUGCAAAAAUGU
This is a messenger RNA of Impatiens glandulifera, 1609 nucleotides long. Its product is annotated as trimethyltridecatetraene synthase-like. Bases 23 to 1552 code for a protein of 509 amino acids. The record is from RefSeq and is a predicted model, not a curated record. The transcript is spliced from 3 exons. Gene Ontology annotation, molecular function: heme binding; monooxygenase activity; iron ion binding. NCBI's taxonomy places the organism in Eukaryota, Viridiplantae, Streptophyta, Magnoliopsida, Ericales, Balsaminaceae.